CUCUAAAUCACUUCCUCAAGACGAGCGGCCUGCACUGUGACUGGAACUGGAUUGCAAACACUCUAAAUCCUUACUAUGAAGCCAACGGACGUGGUUGCACUAUUACAGAUGACAGACUCAUCGCACACACUCUGCCUUGGUGGUUCUUUGGAUCCGACAAUACAGGUGACAUAAUGCUUCAGAAGCAUCUGCUGGAACUGCCGAGAUUUGUGAGCAACAUGCACAGUGUUGAUUUGGUUACAGCAGAUGGAAGCUUUGACUGUCAGGGGGACCCAGGAGAACAGGAGAGAUUAGUUGCCCCGCUUCAAUAUUGCGAAGCCGUUUGUGCUCUUCUGCUUUUAGGAACCGGAGGCUCAUUUGUCCUGAAGAUGUUCACACUAUUUGAACACUCAUCUGUCUGUCUGCUGUAUCUCCUUGCAUGCUGCUUCCGUUCCGUGAACGUCUUCAAGCCAGGCACCAGCAAGUCUGGAAAUUCAGAGCUGUAUAUAGUGUGCUUGGACUAUCAGGCCAAAGAACAAAUUCGGCCAUUGCUCUCAAAGUUAAUCCGUAAUUACGGACCAGACUUGGCAUCCACAGUGGCGCUCUUUCCCCGUCGCUGCAUUCCAGACUCAUUUCUACGUCAGCAUGAAGAGAUAUGCACAUUUUUCCAUGCAUUGCAAGUUAACACAAUCCAGGAGAACAUCAAGCUUUUUGAAUGCAUGAGCGUAGAACAGCGCAGGCGAUUGGAGCAGCUCAGGGAAUAUGCUGCAGAGUUUUAUACAAAACGUUUCAGUGUUCACUACCUCCCUCGGAAAAGCUGGGUUUGCCGUGGUGGCGUGGCCAGAUGGGUAAAACUCUGUGAAAGGAAGCAAAUGGGCUCUUUCAAUCAGCGCAAGGAGAUGGAACUUCAGGGAUGGAAGCAGCGCCUUGCCCAUGGUAAUCAUGGGGAGUUCAUAGAGAGGCACUGUGCAGGGACAGAAGGAUGUGAGAUUGUACUUAGUGGCCAAUUGGAUGAGUGCGAUUUGGGAGCCUGGUUUGCCCUUGAGGGAGCUGCCUUGCCGAAAGUCUGCAGCUCCACCUUCUGUGAUCAAGAAAUGCUAGACUUCCUGAAUGAAGCUCUGGAGGAGAACCUGGGGGUCAAAGCGGUGAAUCAUUCUGACAGAGCUUUGCCAGUAUGCAGCUCCUGUAGCAUUGACUCCCCUGUAGGCAUCUUAUCUGAGAUUUGCAGCAACCCUGAUGUGACAUCUUGUUUGGUGCUGGGAAGACAGUCUUGGUGUGACGGAACACUUGUAGGCAUUAAAUUGCAGCCAGAGUUUUUGCAAGGACCCUCCUGUUGUGAGGUACAGGAUUCCACAUUGCACGACGGACAACCAGACUAUCAAUUUGAUCUUUUGAACACUGUGCUUUUUGCUCUGCAGAAACAGCAUCAGGGAUCGACCCUGGUGAUUCCCUUAUGUUCUGUCUUAACACGCUUCACCUCCGGCCUGGUUUUCACACUCCACCUGUGCUUUCGUUACAUCACAUUCCGUUGUUUGUCUGGUUGGCCUCCUGCUGUUCUUGUGUGUAUAGGUUUCUCUCCACCAUCAGCACUACCCCGGCUGCUGGACUUUCUCCGGGACGUGUUGGAGAAGAUGAAAAAAGUUCAACUUGAGCUGGGGAGGCAGAUUCUGCAGUUUGUACCUUUAGAAGAACUUCUCAGAGGGGAAUUACCUCGCUUCCUGUCUUCCUUCAAUACUGCUGUUGUUCGACAGCAGCUACAUGUGCUCAUGCAGGUUGAAUAGCGCACAUAAUGCUACCCCUGUAUGCCUAAAUUCUCUAGAAGAACUUUUCAGUUAGAUUACAUUUCAGUAUAAUCAUGUCUUGGUUUACUUUAAUUUAAAGAGCAGGUCAUAUGGUAUUUUAAAGUGUCCUAAUAUUGCGUUGGGAGUCC
This is a messenger RNA of Sinocyclocheilus rhinocerous, 1909 nucleotides long. Its product is annotated as cap-specific mRNA (nucleoside-2'-O-)-methyltransferase 2-like. The record is from RefSeq and is a predicted model, not a curated record. Bases 174 to 1760 code for a protein of 528 amino acids. Gene Ontology annotation, cellular component: cytoplasm; nucleus. The transcript has 2 exons. Gene Ontology annotation, molecular function: methyltransferase cap1 activity. NCBI's taxonomy places the organism in Eukaryota, Metazoa, Chordata, Actinopteri, Cypriniformes, Cyprinidae. Gene Ontology annotation, biological process: 7-methylguanosine mRNA capping; methylation.